UGCGCACCCCCGUGCGCUCCGGGUUCAGCCACGAGCGGACACUGCACAGCUGGGGGGGGGGUGGCGGGCCGCGAGAGACACACGGACCAGACAGCACCAUGACUGCACCCGGCAACACCUACGACGUGAUCGUGGUCGGCGGAGGAAUAUCCGGUCUGAGUGCGGCGAAGCUGCUGAAGGCCAACGGGCUGAGGCCCGUGGUGCUGGAGGCCAGGGACCGGGUCGGAGGUCGUACCUUCACUGUGCGGAAUAAGGAGACAAAGUGGGUGGACCUGGGCGGAGCUUAUGUCGGGCCGACUCAGAACCGCAUCCUGCGAUUGGCCAAAGAGUACGGCAUCGAAACCUAUAAAGUCAACGAGCAGGAGAGUCUGGUGCACUACGUCAAUGGAAAGUCGUACCCGUUCAGAGGCUCCUUCCCUCCCAUGUGGAACCCCAUCGUGUUGUUGGACUUCAACAACCUCUGGAGGACAAUGGACGAGAUGGGCAAGGAGAUUCCCAGGGAGGCUCCCUGGAGAGCUCCCCACGCCGAGGAGUGGGACAAGAUGACCAUGGAGGAGCUGUUCGCCAAACUGUGCUGGACCAGAACCGCUCGCCACUUUGCCAAGCUGUUUGUCAACGUCAACGUGACCUCUGAACCCCACGAGGUGUCGGCCCUGUGGUUCCUUUGGUACGUGAAGCAGUGCGGGGGAACCAUGAGGAUCUUCUCCACCACCAACGGAGGACAGGAGAGGAAGUUUGUCGGCGGCUCGGGUCAGAUCAGCGAGUACAUGGCCGAGGAGCUGGGGGAGCGAGUGAAGCUGGAGUCGCCGGUGUGCAGGAUCGACCAGAGCGGAGACGCGGUGGUGGUGGAGACGCUGGACAAGCAGACCUACACGGCCAAGUACGUGAUCCUGGCCACGCCCCCCGGCUUGAACCUGAAGAUGCACUUUAGCCCCGAGCUGCCGCCGCUGAGGAACCAGCUGAUCCACCGCGUGCCCAUGGGCUCCGUCAUCAAGUGCAUGGUCUACUACAAGGAGAACUUCUGGAGGAAGAAGGGUUACUGCGGCACCAUGGUGAUCGAAGAGGAAGACGCCCCCAUCAGCCUGACGCUGGACGACACGAAGCCCGACGGGGCCGUGCCCGCCAUUAUGGGAUUCAUCCUCGCCCGCAAGUGCAGGAAGCUCUCGGGUCUGACCAAAGAGGAGAGGUUGAAGAAGAUCUGCGAGAUCUACUCCAGAGUUCUGGGCUCAGAAGAGGCUCUGCAUCCGGUGCACUACGAGGAGAAGAACUGGUGCGAAGAGGAGUACUCCGGAGGCUGCUACACGGCCUACUUCCCCCCGGGAAUCCUGACCCAGUACGGAAAGGUGCUGAGGGAGCCGGUCGGCAAGCUGUACUUCGCCGGCACGGAGACGUCCACAGAAUGGAGCGGCUACAUGGAGGGGGCGGUGCAGGCCGGAGAGAGAGCAGCCAGAGAGGUCUUGUGUGCGAUGAAGAUAAUUCCACAGAGUCAGAUCUGGCAGACGGAGCCCCAGUCUCUGGAAGUCCCGGCGCUGCCCUUUGACACCAGCUUCUGGGAGAGGAACAUGCCUUCGGUGUGCGGCCUGAUCAAGCUGGUGGGAUUCUCCACCUUCCUGUCUGUGGCGGCGGCAGCCGGCCUGGUGGCCUACAAGAAGGGCCUCCUCCCCCGCAGUUAAGCGCGUCUCCGUAGGCGGGCCGGUAAACCUCCGAGUAGUGAACCGCGCCGUCGCACAAAUGGCCCGAUGCGCUGAUUCGGGGUUGGGAGAUGCUGGCGUGAGGGGAGAGAAGAACACGCCACUUCAGCUCAAAUCUACUUCUAAGUCAGGAGAUUGAGAUUUUUUUUAAACCAAUGAAGGAAAAAAACAGAAUUCAUUUAAAAAUGAAAGAUAUAUAUGAUUAUAUGUAUAAAUCACAAUGAAUAUUCCAUACAUUGCCAAUGACAUUCACAGUCAUGCUCUCUGUGUGUGUGUGUGAAAUGAGCUGCGUGUGUGUGCAUGCGGACGUGCUUUGAUGAGCAUGCAUUUGCGAUUGUGAGUUCGUCAUUAGUGUACAAACUGUGUGUGUGUGUGUGUGUGUGUUUCCGGUCCGUCUAAUUACCUCUGCUGGUUACAGGUGCUAAUUUAUUCUGGCCGAGCAGCUGUAGCUGUUUGUGGAGCUCCAGUUCCGUCAGAAUAGAAUAGAUUGGUGCCGUUUCCCGUCACAGAAUCACAGAGGGAAGGAAAAGCUGGUUGAUGUUCUAUAUUUUUCUCUUUGUCAACUAAUCUAAUCAACACUGUAAUUGUUUACUUUUAUUGAUUAUCGUCCCGAAGCAGAGUUCAUCUUCUUCGUUUGUGCCUCGGAGCCUCGGUUUCUUUUUUUUUUUUAAGCACACAGAAAGGACCCAGAUUUUGACACAAGUCAGACCCCACACACAUUAGCUUGGAAGGGGGGGCGGCUGUCUGCAGCAGGGUUUCACACUCAAACAGGAGAGGAGAUUAACUGCAGAAGAAUAACUGAGGGACCUUUUCUGCACGUUCUCUGUAAAUCCCCCUUUUUCCCUGUGCACUUAUGAAAUAGCGUCAAACUACCUUUGGGAUGAAUUCCAAUCAUUUGCUCCAAUUGAAACACUUUCCGCCCCUGCGUGCGCAUCUUUUUCAUAUAUCAAAGAAUCACGAAUUAGCCUCGCGGCUUUACAAUUUGCACAGCGGAGGAGAACCUUCUCUGGUCUCAUUUUGACGAAACCACUCAAAUGACUCACGAAUGCACCAAAUGCACGACUGAAAAUAGACCACAUGCACUAUUUACACUUAAAUAAAUAUAUGAAUAUGACAAUCCUUAACAACGAUACAGUUUUGUUCCCCUUUUUAAAACGAUUCACAUCCUCAUCGAGAGGCCAACAUGCUACGAAAGCCAGAAAGCAUCAAGAGGAUUGUUGACAGUGAGAGAAAUGCACUGAAAGCCUCGUCGUGCCAUUUAAAAACCUGUAUUUAGGAGUAAUGCAGCACUGCCAGGCUGCUUUCUCACCUUUUGGUAGAUAGUUGGAGGCAUUCGAGUGUCUUUUUAUGAUCAUUCCCAGAAAGAUGAGACAGACACACAAAGACACAACUGCAAACGCUGGCUGCCGGGAUGGUCAUCGUUGACCAAUCGGCAUCAGGCCGUUUUUUUUACCUAACGGACAUCAGGAUUUGAGGUCUAGAUGUGAAGAAACCCCACACGAAUCUAAAAGAGUUCUUCUGUGAGUGUGUCUGUUUACGGAGGGCAUCGUACUGUGUGUGUGUGUGUCUCGUUAUCUGUCGCGCCUUAAUUGUCGUCGUGAAAGUCUUAGUGUUUGUUGUCAUUUCUCUCAAGUGCCUGUGUGACUCUGCACUGGAGAUCAGAGGUCAGAUCGACAGGUCCUCGGUUGUCCUCGGUAACCAUCAGUACACGGGGACGGGUCCCCCCACUGGUCCCCCAAUAAACCUUUAAUGCCUCAGUGUAGAGUGACAAACGAUGGAGCUCAGACUGCUCAGUUGAUCAAACCGCUCAUCUCCAGUGAAGCAAAGUCUGUGUGUGUUUUGUACUGUGACCCCCCCCCUCCUUUCCUCCCAGCACAUGCAGCCAGCACUCCUCCGUCCCCCCGAACUACUACAAAAUGUCUGAUCCGUGCUCGAUUCUCCUCCUCCGGAGACCCGCUGUGUGUGUUUGAGACUCCUCCCGUGACCCCGUCAUUUGAUGUCUUUGAUUCCCAAACAAAGCCGGUGAUAUUCAAAAAGAAAUGUGAAAUAAAUGUACUUAAUCGACUCGA
Gasterosteus aculeatus aculeatus (three-spined stickleback) is the source of this 3760-nucleotide messenger RNA. RefSeq names its product monoamine oxidase (gene maoa). Gene Ontology annotation, cellular component: mitochondrion. The record is from RefSeq and is a predicted model, not a curated record. Lineage: Eukaryota; Metazoa; Chordata; Actinopteri; Perciformes; Gasterosteidae. Gene Ontology annotation, molecular function: primary methylamine oxidase activity; flavin adenine dinucleotide binding.